Siniperca chuatsi (mandarin fish) is the source of this 1386-nucleotide messenger RNA. It is a transcript of the gene nifk, whose product is annotated as nucleolar protein interacting with the FHA domain of MKI67. Bases 91 to 930 code for a protein of 279 amino acids. Gene Ontology annotation, biological process: maturation of LSU-rRNA from tricistronic rRNA transcript (SSU-rRNA, 5.8S rRNA, LSU-rRNA). The transcript has 6 exons. Gene Ontology annotation, molecular function: RNA binding. Lineage: Eukaryota; Metazoa; Chordata; Actinopteri; Centrarchiformes; Sinipercidae. The record is from RefSeq and is a predicted model, not a curated record. Gene Ontology annotation, cellular component: nucleolus.
UGGUUGUCACCACAUGGGCAUCCGGAUACAGAGACCAGCGUGGUUCGUAGAGGGUUUACAAUUUAUGUCUGGCAUCAUUAAUUAAUUGAAAUGACUGAAAGUAAAGCAGAAGCGGCUCCUAAGCCGGCUAAAGAACUGCUGGCUUUGAAUCCCAAACAAGAGUCUGAGUUCAAGAAGAAGGUGCAGGAGGUGAAGAAGAACAAAUCCAGCAAGGGGAUCCGUUUGACCCCUGGAGUGAUUUAUGUCGGGCACCUGCCACUCGGGCUGUUUGAACCUCAGCUCAAGACGUACUUCGAACAGUUUGGGAAAGUCCUGAGGCUGCGGCUGUCCAGGAGUAAGAAGACAGGUGGAAGCAAAGGUUACGCAUUUGUAGAGUUUGAUUGUGAUGAAGUAGCCAAAAUUGUUGCAGAGACCAUGAACAAUUACCUCAUGGGAGAGAGACUCAUCAAAUGUCACAUGAUUCCACCAGAGAAGGUGCAUGAGAAGCUGUUUGUUGGCUCCCAAAGGGAAUUUAAAAAACCCUCAUAUCCUGCUGUAGCCCGCUACAACAAGAAACGCUCCGCAGAGCAGAUCAGCAAGCUGAAAGACAAACUCCUGCGGAAAGAGUCGAAGCUCCGCAAGAGACUUGCAGCACACGGCAUUGACUAUGACUUCCCCGGAUUUGCUGCCCAGGUGCCUCAGAAGAAAACGCUGUCUGAUUCCAUGAAUGCGUCUACAUGUAGUGAUGACGCCACACCAGUCUGCACCCCCUCUCUCCUGGAGAGGAGGAAGUCCAUGGUCAUCGACGAUGAUGCAGAUGACGAAAUUGUCAUAAAGAUGCCAGCUGCAAUGAAAGAUGAAGAGUGCUCCUCGGAGGAGGAAGACAGUGACAAUGAGGAUGAUGACUCAAACAGCGAGGAACCCUCUGAAGAGGACGCAGAGGCGGAGUGAAAGUCUUAUAGUUUUAUUGUGGACUUGGUUCUCUGGCUCUCAGAGGACAGAUGCGCAUCAGGAUCACGUAUGGUCUUGAAAUUUGCUUUGAGAGUCGCAGGACAACUUUGAACUGUGUUUAGAAAUCACAGUGUCUUUCAGUAUGUGGAUAUCACAUUACAAGAAGCUUUAUGAAAGAUUCCACCAUAAUUGUGGGUAUUACAUUAGUGGGUACCGUGGAUGUUGCUUGCAAAACUAUCAUACUGAGCCUGACAUAUGGGCACCAGUUCUGCCUGGACUUCUUUGACAAGGGCAAAUGUUCAUUUCAGUCUUGGAGUAGGCUGUUUCCUUUGCCAUACAGGGCUAUAAUGUUGCUACAAAACAGCAACAUUAUUAUUAUUUUUUGCUUUAUAACCACACUUGGUUAAAUGUGUACUAUGUAAACUAUGAUCUUUAAAAAUAAAUGAUGAGAAUAUA